Messenger RNA from Phanerochaete carnosa HHB-10118-sp, 1123 nucleotides. RefSeq lists its product as uncharacterized. The record is from RefSeq and is a predicted model, not a curated record. The annotation marks the transcript as partial. Gene Ontology annotation, molecular function: protein binding. Lineage: Eukaryota; Fungi; Basidiomycota; Agaricomycetes; Polyporales; Phanerochaetaceae. The transcript has a single exon.
GGCGAUACCUCCGCUUUGAUACUCCACCUACGAUGGACAGCGCGCAAUCUGCCGUCUUUGUCUCUUCUCCAGAUGGGCAGCUGUUGGCGGCUGCCUCAGAUGGGCGGGAGAUAAUCAUUUGGAGACUGUCAGAUGGGCUAUCAGUCCAGCGACUAGGGUAUGAAGGCCAUGUAGGAUCCAUCACUGCAAUUGCUUUCUCGCCAAAUGGCAGCAAUCUCGUCUCUGGAUCUACCGAUGCGACCGCAAUCGUCUGGAGCAUUGCGAGUGGGAAGAAAAUCUUCCACUUCGUAGGACACCAUCAAGCGGUGGAACACGUUGCAUAUGCGACCGACGGCACGCGCAUUGUGACUGCUUCUUGGGACAGCUCGGUGAAGUUCUGGGAUGCCAGAAGCGGAGCGCCGCUAUGUCACUUCCCUUUUCGACAACCGAUACACGAGCUCCUCUCCUCUCCAGAUGGUUCCCGACUCGCUGUGCGACUGGACAUGUCCGUGGCGUUGUUCGGCACAGCUUCCGGCGAGCCAAUAGUGCGGCUCGCGGUCUUCGAAUCCCCCAACCGCGCCAAGGCACAUGGCGUCGCGUUCUCACCAAGUGGCGAUCGUCUAGUCGUCUUGGCUGUCGACGAUGUUGGGAGCGGUGGGCGCAUAUACAACACUCGCGACUGUACGGUAGCUACGAAACUCGAACGAUUUGGCGAGCUGUUAUCUGCUGCCUUUUCACCCGACGGUGGUGAGCUUGUAACCGUUUCGCACCACAGCGCGGCCAUAAUUUGGGACGCACGAGAUGGUAAAAUGCUAAUCGAAUAUCCUAUCGGAUCUCCCGGAACUGCAGCAGCAUUUUCGUCGGACGGCUGCUUCAUAGCCGCCGCGGGCGGUGUCGAGGAAGAAGGGAACAUUAGAGCAUGGGACCGGGAGUCUGGACAGGUUAUGGCCGACUUUGGGUCUCCCGUAGCGGAUAUCCAUUAUGUUCGGUUCCUUCCUGAUAGUCAGCGGCUGCUCACUGUUUCCAAACAGCGAACAGCUUGCUUGUGGAGCGUCGGCGACACUUUGCGCAUACACUAGCACGCGGUAGACUACCGUCAGGCUGUCGUCAUCUCGCAGUUGUUGACCACAACCUCGAGAAUCAG